Messenger RNA from Tilletiaria anomala UBC 951, 538 nucleotides. RefSeq lists its product as uncharacterized. The transcript has 2 exons. Bases 90 to 428 code for a protein of 112 amino acids. The record is from RefSeq and is a predicted model, not a curated record. Lineage: Eukaryota; Fungi; Basidiomycota; Exobasidiomycetes; Georgefischeriales; Tilletiariaceae.
GCCAACCCAGAGGGGCCAACGCCGUGGGCUCGCAUCUGCACUCUGAGCGUUAGAUUAGCGGCUGGCGUCAAAGAGCGACUUCCGCCAACAUGACUAAUACUUCCACCGGCCCGAAUGGGCCCGUAGCAUUUGCUCUGACGCCCUAUGGGUGCAACGCAACCGCUGCUGACGGUGCAGCUUUCAACAGCUGUUGCCAGCAGCUGCAAGAUUUGUGGAGCUACAAGGUCGGAAAAGGCUGGUGCGGCCUCGAUUCUAAGAACAACCUCACGGACUUUGAGAACUGCAUGCUUGCGAAGAAUGCCACUGCAAUUUGCUUGAGCCCCAGCCCAUCCGGAUCACUCAAGAAUCCGGCAGGCAAGACGAGCGCAUGGCUGCUCCUCGGCCUCACACUGAGCACAGCGCUCCUUUCUAUGAUGACAUUGGCUUGAAAACGCCGUCUCCUGGCAUUCUAUGCCGCCGACGUAAUGAAUGAUCUAGGUGCUGUCAAGGGUCCCAAUGGGUGUUGUACACAAGUUUAUUACGAGAACGCAUGGUAAAG